Entrophospora candida is the source of this 137-nucleotide messenger RNA. NCBI's taxonomy places the organism in Eukaryota, Fungi, Glomeromycota, Glomeromycetes, Entrophosporales, Entrophosporaceae. The record is from the annotation of a GenBank genome assembly.
AUGUUGGGAAAAAAACAGGUAUUCUACCUGAUAAUGAAGUUGACCGACCUAUUACUAUGGAAGUUGACCCUAAAAUAGAUGAAGAUUCAGUCAACAAUGUUAUAGUCCGUGUUUGGGAGUUAGACAAAAUGCAAUAG